Molecule: messenger RNA, 2000 nt
Organism: Helianthus annuus (common sunflower)
Lineage: Eukaryota; Viridiplantae; Streptophyta; Magnoliopsida; Asterales; Asteraceae
Product: CLP protease regulatory subunit CLPX2, mitochondrial
Exons: 15
Coding region: 68-1798 (576 amino acids)
Biological process (GO): protein catabolic process; proteolysis; protein folding
Cellular component (GO): mitochondrial matrix
Molecular function (GO): ATP binding; ATP hydrolysis activity; ATP-dependent protein folding chaperone
Source: RefSeq, a predicted model, not a curated record
UAGCGUAAAUAAACUAGAUAUAAAGGCAGGCGGAGUGUUUGGUAGGAAAGGAAGGAAAGAGGCGCCUAUGUCCGCGAUGUUGAGGUGGAAAUCCAAGCUUCUAAACAUACUCCUACUACUACCAUCUACAGCAAUUUUAUCAUCAAGAAAGCAGCUCCUUGGUCAAUCAAGGUAUGGAUGUUUAGGGUUUGAACAAAAUCGUCGGCAGAAGUGGGAAGGUAGUUCCGACAAGUACGAUCAUAUCAAAGCCCAAGUGAAGUGCCCUAGAUGCACCCACCUGAUGACCCUACUCUUUUCGAACCGGCCGCUAUCAGUGACCAACGAUGUUGGUGUUUAUCAGGCCCUUAACAUGUGCCCCAGCUGCCGAACAGCUUAUUAUUUUAGGCCUUUUAAGUUGGAGCCUCUGCUUCAGGGCAGCUUUGUUGAGAUUGGGCGGGUUAGACCUAGUGAUGAAAACACCAAUGUCAAAAUGUGGGAGAAGUUAAGGUCUUAUGGCGCUGCUGCUGGGGAUAAUAAGCCGUGGGGUGGGGGCGGUGGAUCCAAGCUGCCCACUCCCAAGGAGAUAUGCAAAGCCCUUGAUGACUUUGUAACUGGCCAACAACAAGCCAAAAAGGUGCUUUCUGUUGCUGUUUACAACCAUUACAAGAGAAUUUAUCAUGCUUCUAUGCAUACAAAUUCUAUGUCAUUGACAAGUGCUUCGGAUAGCUCAUCAGAAAGAAGUGAAAACCAAGAUGUUGAUCGUGUUGAGUUAGAGAAGAGCAAUGUUCUAUUAAUGGGUCCAUCUGGCUCAGGGAAAACACUACUUGCGAAAACCUUAGCUCGUGUUGUCAAUGUGCCUUUCGUCAUUGCUGAUGCUACUACAUUGACGCAGGCAGGCUAUGUUGGGGAAGAUGUUGAAUCCAUACUGUAUAAGCUCCUUGUGGCUGCUGACUUCAAUGUUGAAGCAGCUCAGCAAGGAAUUGUGUACAUAGAUGAAGUUGAUAAGAUCACUAGAAAGGCUGAAAGCUUAAAUAGUGGCAGGGAUGUAUCUGGAGAGGGGGUUCAACAAGCAUUGCUUAAAAUGCUUGAAGGAACUAUUGUAAAUGUUCCUGACAGACGAGCUCGAAAGCAACCUCAUGCUGAUGGCAUCCAGAUAGAUACAAAAGAUAUCCUUUUCAUAUGUGGCGGGGCAUUUAUCGAUCUGGAGAAAACCAUUUCUGAGAGGCGACAAGAUUCAUCUAUUGGUUUCGGGGCACCGGUGAGGGCUAAUAUGAGAGGUGCAGGUGGUGGACUAACUAAUGGUGUGGUUACAUCUUCAUUGUUCGAAUCUGUAGACAGUGGUGACCUUGUUGCAUAUGGGUUAAUUCCCGAGUUUAUUGGUCGAUUUCCUAUUCUAGUGAGUUCAUCUGCUCUAGAUGAGGACCAACUUGUUCAGGUUCUAACAGAGCCGAAGAAUGCUCUUGGGAAGCAGUACAAACGAAUGUUUGCCAUGAACAAUGUAAAGUUACAUUUUACUACUAGUGCACUAAGAUUGAUUGCAAAGAGAGCAAUUGCCAAGAACACAGGUGCACGAGGUCUACGAGCCAUAUUAGAAAGUGUUCUCGUGGAUUCUAUGUUUGAGGUUCCAAAUCGUUCAAAGGAAGGAAUUGAUGCAGUGGUGGUUGAUGAAGAGGCCAUAGGAUCAGCAGACAAGCCAGGACUUGGUGCAAAGAUUCUUUAUGGAAAUGAUGCAUUAAAAAGAUACCUAUAUCCAUCGGAAGCAACACAAAUGAACAAGGGUGCUGUGGAAGGAGAUUCGGCAAGAAUUGUCAGUCUAUAAAAGCAUCAGUUUCUGUACAUUUUGAAAUGAUUAUCAUCGCAAACUGUUUGUUACUCACCAAUGUUUUUAGAACCGGACCGGACAAUGAACCGGUCACUUUACUGCUUCACUGGUCGAACCGGUCCGAUUGGUUGGACCGGAUUUGAGAACCGGCCUAUGUCAUAUUUGAUUUAAAUAUAUAAAAUUACUAGGUUAAAAAAAA